UAAAAAUCUUGCAACUACAUUCCAUUUCUGCCUGAAACGUGCAGAACCCAUUAAAGAAUGGAUCAUCUUCUUUUUUCUAUCACUCAUUAAUUGGUUCUUUGAAAAAAAACAAAUUUUUUUGUGGUGUCAGGUUUCAUUUAUUUCUCUUGUUUGCUUUAUAGCACUUGUUUUAAAAUGACCCAAUUAAGAUUGGGUCCUUGGGGGUAGGAGGAGUAUGUUGAUGAAGAAUGUGAGAGAGCUUUGAAUGUUGGGUUGGGUUUCAAAGAAAGUGGAGAAUAAUGACUAGUUUAAUUGUAGAUGAAGGUGGGAAACAAACUGCUGCUGUUGGGAGACAAAAUGGAGAUUCUGUGGCACAUACACAUACUUAUGCUCAACAUAGGCGUUCUAGGAGUGCUUCUGACAGGAAUUUGACUGUUAGACCAGAGAGUAAUCUGCAUUCUCUGCAGCAAGACAUUAAAGAAUCACCUUGGAAUCAACAGGAAUUACCCCCUUUAACGCGGAGUUGCAGGGCAAGUCCACUUCAGGCGCAUUCGGUUAGAGUGAACAAAGAUGCUGUUUCAAAUCAUAGAGCAUCCCUGGAAAAAGAUAUUGAGCAAUUACAAUUCCGUUUGCAGCAAGAGAGAUCUAUGCGUAUGGUACUUGAGAAAGCAAUGGGUCGAGCUUCCAGCACAUUAUCUCCUGGACAUCGUCAUUUUGCUGCUCAAACAAAGGAGUUGUUGGCAGACAUUGAGUUACUUGAAGAGGAGGUUGCAAAUCGUGAGCAGCAUGUUCUCUCUCUCUACAGGAGCAUCUUUGAGCAAUGCAUUAGUAGGUCAUCCUCUGAGCAGAGCUCAGUCAUGACUUCUCCUGCACAUGCAAAGAAUGAGACAAGAAAGCACCCAAGUAUUAUCUCAAGCGCUUUUUGUUCUUCAAAGUUCCCUUUACGGACUUUCCAAACCCUUGCUUCAAUAAAUGACUCGGGAAAAAGGGACCUGCUGCAGUAUAAGACUAGACAUGCUUCACUGUUUAGUGGUAAAGCCAACAUCCACUUUGAGAAGAGUUGUACAGAAAAUGCGAAGUCCUCUCUACUAGUAUUGGGUGUGAAGCAUAAAGUACUACGCGUUCCUGUUCACAAGGUUCAGGAACAGUCACAAGCAAUGAGGAGAACCUCUGUGAUGCGAACUCUGAAAGAUCAUCUCAACCAGUGUCCAAGUAAGUUGGCAGAGGAAAUGGUCAGGUGUAUGGCUGCAGUCUACUGCUGGCUUCGAAGCACAGCAUCUGUAGAUUUGGAGCAAAAUAGAUCGCCUUUGUUAUCGAGGUCUUCCACUAGUGUUGUACUUCCCAGGCGGGGCUCUGGGGAUCCGAGAGACUGGCCUGGCAAAUGCACACUCGAAAUAUCUAGUUUAUCAACUGACAAGAAUAACUUUUCCCAUGCAUCUUAUGCCAUCAACAAUUACAGACUUCUAGUGGAACAGCUGGAAAGGGUGAGCAUCAAUCAGAUGGAGAGUGAUGUCCAGACAGCCUUUUGGAUAAAUAUAUAUAAUUCCUUGAUUAUGCAUGCAUAUCUGGCAUAUGGAGUACCCCACAGCUCUCUCAGAAGGUUAGCUUUGUUUCACAAGGCUGCUUAUAAUGUUGGUGGCCAUGCUGUAAGUGCAGAUGCAAUUGAGCAGUCCAUAUUUUGCUUCCGUGCGCCUCGAACAGGAAAGUGGCUAGAGACUCUUCUUUCAACCGCUAUAAGGAAAAGAGCUGCAGAAGAAAGACAUCAUAUCAGUUCAAAAUUUGGUCUCCGAGAUUCUGAACCUCUUGUUUGCUUUGCCCUUUGCACAGGAGCCUUUUCUGAUCCCAUGCUGAGAGUCUUUACAGCAGCAAACAUUAGAGAUGAAUUGGAAUCCGCCAAAAGGGAGUUCCUUCAAGCUAAUACUGUUGUGAAGAAGUCGAAGAAAGUGUUUUUACCAAAAGUGCUUGAAAGAUACACGAAAGAAGCAUCUAUUCCGGCAGAUGAUCUUCUGAAGUGGAUUGCUGAAAAUGUAGACAAGAAGCUUAACGAUUCAAUAAAGAAAUGUGUUGAGCGUACAAAUACCAAAAAAGCUUCUCAGAUUAUUGAAUGGUUGCCGUACAAUUCAAGGUUCCGAUACGUGUUUGCGAAGGAUCUAACAGAGAAGCCGUGGUUGGUAUAGAAGUCUAAGCGAAGACUUGGGGAGUCGAUAUCAAAUUAAAAUUGGAUGUUCAUUCUUUGCAAUGUAGUCCUGAGCUUUUCCAUUGUUAAUUAGUUGUCUGAUCUUACUAAAAGAUUUGAUAUGUAUCAAACUGAUGUAUAUUAGCAUGUACAUACUUGUAUUAGGUUAAGAAUGUGCGAUCGUAAUGGAAGAUUCUCCUUGAAAUUUCCCAGCUGCUCUCA
Coffea eugenioides is the source of this 2377-nucleotide messenger RNA. RefSeq lists its product as uncharacterized. The coding region runs from base 279 to 2156 and encodes 625 amino acids. The record is from RefSeq and is a predicted model, not a curated record. Lineage: Eukaryota; Viridiplantae; Streptophyta; Magnoliopsida; Gentianales; Rubiaceae. The transcript has 12 exons.